AUGUCACCUCGAAUUUUGAGCUUUGUGUACCCAGCUCGCAAACUGAUCAAUCUCAACCAAAACCCGUCACGAGAAAGCCAUGCCAGGAAACCGCCGUUACUCACCGGAGUGCAUCCAGUACGCCAGCUACAUCUGGCCAGCAGACUGGCAGCCAGAAGGAACAUCAACACCAACCACAACCCAACAUGUCUCAAUCAAUACCAGCAAGAACAAAAUUGCGCCUGCUGUAUUCGCUCCUACUACUACGUCACGCCCAGCCCUCAAGCCUUCCAACGGUACCGUUUUGUCUUAUCCCGUUGCGAACAGUUUGACCCGUGGCUUCUUGAUCGUCACGGCUACAGCAAGCUCAUCAGCGACGCCACUAGCGUGGUGCUCUGGGCUAUUUGGACGAACCUCGUCUACGACUCGCAUUUGGUGUACAUGAGCGUGGAUUACUUUUAUUUCUUGAUUGAUUGGUUGUUGUGGAGGGUUUAUGUCCCAACAGAACCCUUCCCCUUCGCCUUCCACCCGCCCACCAAAACCGGCCCUCCCUACAGCGACGUAGUCGAGUACUUCCUCUGCCGCUCAGACGGGCUGAACUCUCUAGAGAGUGUCUUUGCCAAUUUGCAGUGCAGCAGCAGCAAUAGCCGAUACCACACGCGAUGGAAGAUGUUGCAAGCUAUAAGAAACAUUUUCAACGGACAUGAUUACUACGUCGGUUAUGGAGGGAGUUGUCAGUGUGGUUGUGGUGCACAUGGACAUGGACCAAGGUGGACAACCUGGAGCGAGCCAGCGCCAGUGCCGCUGCCCGUGGUGAAUUGUAUAUGUCUGCCUUGGCCUAAUGGUAGACCGAGGGAGCCGAUUGUGGUGGUUAGGAUUGAGGAGACUAGUACUACUUGGAAGAAGAAGACGAAGGAAUGUGAUAAGAAGAAGAAAAAGAAGGGUGGUGGUUGUGUGGUGAUGUAA
Molecule: messenger RNA, 945 nt
Organism: Sordaria macrospora k-hell
Lineage: Eukaryota; Fungi; Ascomycota; Sordariomycetes; Sordariales; Sordariaceae
Source: RefSeq, a predicted model, not a curated record